Stereum hirsutum FP-91666 SS1 is the source of this 876-nucleotide messenger RNA. RefSeq names its product aldolase. Gene Ontology annotation, molecular function: aldehyde-lyase activity; zinc ion binding. Gene Ontology annotation, biological process: carbohydrate metabolic process. Lineage: Eukaryota; Fungi; Basidiomycota; Agaricomycetes; Russulales; Stereaceae. Bases 1 to 876 code for a protein of 291 amino acids. The transcript is spliced from 7 exons. The record is from RefSeq and is a predicted model, not a curated record.
AUGCCUUCUACAUCAUUGUCCAACAAUCUUACGCUCCAAAUUCUCAGCAAGGCAGAGAAGGAGGGAUACGGUAUCCUCGCUCAAACAUGCUACGAUGCUCAUUCAGUCAUUGGUCUCGUGCGCGCUGCUGAACGUAGCCGUUCUCCAGCAAUCCUUCAACUCUUCCCGAUUACACUUGCCUACGGAAAGGGUCCAUUCCUUCAAUUCUGUCUCAACGCCGCUCACGGAGCUUCAGUACCAAUCGCUGUUCAUCUCGACCAUGCCACUGAUCCAGAACACAUUGAGCUCGCUCUAAGCCUCGCGGAGCAGGGGAUCGCAUUUGACAGCAUCAUGGUCGACGCUUCUCAUGCAGACACCGACGAAGAGAACAUUGCCCUUGCACGACCCCACGUAGAACGCGCUGCGAAAUGUGGCGUCCUUGUCGAGGUCGAACUCGGAAGGCUGGAGGGCGGAGAGGCUGGAUUGAGGAUGAUAUCUGACGCGAAGUUGACUAACCCAGAAAAGGCUGAUCACUUUAUGAAGCAGACGGGAGCAUUGAUCCUUAGUCCAAGUAUUGGCAACUUGCAUGGAUCAUAUAUCAACCCUCCCAACUUCCGUCAAGAUAUUCUCAAAGAUCUUCAUACGCGCUUCGCCGGCGAAGUUCCUCUCUGUCUACACGGCACAGACGAACUUCCAGACGAGCUCUUCAAAGAAUGCAUCAAAAACGGUAUCUCAAAGAUCAAUGUGAACUCUUGGGCACGAGACCCGUACGCCAAAACACUCGCCGCUGGUCUCCAAUCAAAGCCUUUCCCAGAUGCAGUCGAGGAGGCGACAGAGGUGUUCGCGAAGGUGUGCGAUCGGUUCUUCGUGUUGUUUGAGUCUAAGGAUAAGGCAUGA